Molecule: messenger RNA, 1959 nt
Organism: Tripterygium wilfordii
Lineage: Eukaryota; Viridiplantae; Streptophyta; Magnoliopsida; Celastrales; Celastraceae
Product: pectin acetylesterase 12-like
Exons: 12
Coding region: 416-1657 (413 amino acids)
Biological process (GO): cell wall organization
Cellular component (GO): plant-type cell wall
Molecular function (GO): pectin acetylesterase activity
Source: RefSeq, a predicted model, not a curated record
GAUAUGUCUGUGAGAGGGAAUUCAAGCUAAGCGCCGUCACAUUAUUUCUUGUACCCCAAAAAUCUCUCUUUAGAUUCCAAACGUGCUUGCUGUAAUAAAAACCUUUAAAAUCCCGGCAAACACUCUUCUUAAUUUGCCCACACCACUACUACUACUCUUUCCCUCUCUCUCUCUCUCUCUCUCUCUCUCUCUCUUCCUUCCUUCUUCCCAUCCGCAGCAUACCAGAUUCUCAAUGCGAUUUGUUCCUUGCUUAUUCAGGCCAAUAUUUUCUUUCUACCCAUAAAAAAUCUUUUACUUGUUUUAGUUUGGAGGCCUUUCUUUGUCGCUUAAUUACCCAUUUCACUGGCUUAGGCAAAGUUCCUAUCUUCCGAUUUGUUUCAUUUUUGGCAUCUCGGUGUCAGCAACUUUGCGAGCCAUGAUGAGGCAUUUGUGGCUUUUGGCAACAUUAGGACUUGUUCUCGUGAAGUGGGUACAUGGGUUUGUGGGAAUUAAUGAGACAGAGCUGUCUUACAUUGAGACUUAUAGCUACCAAGGAUUCAAAGCUGUUAGGAAUCCGUUGAUGGUAGGUCUCACCCUCAUUCCAAGUGCUGGCGCUAAAGGAGCAGUUUGCUUAGAUGGAACAUUGCCUGGAUACCAUUUGCAUCGUGGAUAUGGUUCAGGAGCAAAUAGUUGGCUCAUUCAGUUGGAGGGAGGAGGAUGGUGUAAUAACAUUAGAACUUGUGUCUACCGUAAAAAGACCCGACGCGGAUCAUCGACAUACAUGGAAAAGCAGAUUCCAUUCACAGGAAUACUGAGCGAGAAGGCUGAAGAAAAUCCUGAUUUUUUCAACUGGAAUAGAGUAAAGCUUCGUUAUUGUGAUGGUGCCUCUUUCACUGGGGAUGGUGAAGAUAAGGCUGCGCAACUCCAAUUUAGAGGACAACGCAUAUGGCUAGCUGCAAUGGAAGAUUUAAUGGCAAAAGGGAUGCGCUUUGCCAACCAGGCCCUUCUCUCUGGGUGCUCCGCUGGGGGUCUAGCAUCAAUUUUACAUUGCGAUGAGUUCAGGGGCUUGUUGCCAAGAAGAACUAAAGUGAAGUGCCUGAGUGAUGCUGGUUUAUUCCUUGAUGCGAUUGAUGUCUCUGGUGGCCGCACCCUUAGGAAUAUGUACAGUGGUGUGGUUCACUUGCAGAGGGUUCAAAACAAUCUGCCACGUUUAUGUACUAAUCACCUUGAUCCUACUUCGUGCUUCUUUCCUCAGAACUUAAUUGGCAACGUUCAAACCCCAUUAUUUAUUCUCAAUGCAGCCUAUGAUUCAUGGCAGAUACAAUCCAGUAUAGCUCCCCCAUCGGCAGAUCCACAUGGAUUUUGGCAUGAUUGCAGAUUGAAUCAUGCUAAAUGUACUUCAUCACAAAUCCAAUACCUGCAAGGGUUCAGGAAUCAAAUGUUGAAUGCAAUAAAAGGCUUCUCAAUGUCUAGGCAGAAUGGGUUAUUUAUAAACUCGUGUUUCGCUCAUUGCCAAACAGAGAGGCAGGAUACGUGGUUUGCUGAUGAUUCUCCUGUUAUUGGUAACAAGGCUGUUGCAAUAGCUGUUGGAGACUGGUAUUUUGACCGAGCCGGUGUUAAGGCAGUUGAUUGUGCUUACCCAUGCGAUAAAAGUUGUCACAAUCUGGUUUUCAAAUGAGCUAGUUUCUACCUACUCGCUCAUUUUUCGUUGUCAUCGUACAUUAGUGAAUUACGUAUUCUCAUCCAUUAUUGGAAAGAAUACUCUGCUAUUCAAUGAAAAUUGAUAGAAGACAAUAAAAGUGAAGGCUGCUGAGAUGCAAAUGGGAUCUGCAAGCCUUUUGCAUUCCUAUACCGCACGAAAUUGUUGUCAUUCUUAUAAAUGCAGGUUUUUUCUCCCAUCAUGCAUGCUCUUUGUUUUGAUUGUCAAACAUUCUCAUUAUACCAACCUCAAUCUCAGGAAAUCUCAUUCUGUGUUGUUCA